GCGGCGGCGGCGGCGGCGUGACUGCAGCGGCGCCGGCCGCCGCGCCGAGGGCGCCCGAGGCGCCGGCUUGCCCGGAGCUGGACCUGGACCUGGUGCUGCGGACGGUCCGCUGGCUCGCGGCGGCGCCGCCGCCCAAGGGCUCCGCCGCGGAGGCGGCCACCCGCGGCGCGCUGGCGGAGGCCGCGCGGCCGCUGGUGCGCGUUCGGGCUGCCAAGUACGAGGAGGACGCUCAGGCGGUGAAGGUUGCGAAGGCAGCGGGUGGCGGUCACCUUCUGGGUGCAGGCAAGAAGCGGCAGGUCUUCGGCUCCGUGGACGCCGGCGCGGCAGGUGGCGCGGUGGUACCUCCGGCGGACACGGAGGUUGGCGGCGCUGCUCUGGCGAUGAUGACGCUGGCGGCCAAGCCCGAGGUCUUGGCAUCGCCGGCCUGCAAGCCUCUCCGGGCAGCGCUGCACCCUCUCGUGGAGGCCCACCUGCAGGAGGAGAAGGCCUCGCCCGCCUUCCGGGUCACCUGCAUGCUCGCCCUCCGCGGCCGCUGGGGUGAGGCCCUGAAGCUGCUCGCCGAGAUGCGGAGGGCAGACGUGCCCAGGCGGCCCAAGCUGGGAGCGUACCAGCGGUGGGUCCGCGAGCUGAACGUCGCCUCCGGCGACGCCAGGGAGCUGCUCAUGCUGGAUGCCAUCAUGCGCCUGGCAGCGGCGCCCGCGCCCGCGGAGGGGACGCUGGAGCUGCACGAGCCCUGGCGGCCCGCGAUGGACGCGGCCCGGCUGGUCACCCGGCUGGUAACCCGGCUGGUAGCCCGGCUGUUAACUGCGCGCCCGGCCGGUAACCCGGCUGUUAGCCCCAGCCCGGCUGGUAACCCGGCUGGUAACCCGGCUGGUAACCCGGCUGUUAACUCCCAGCCCGGCCGGUAA
Molecule: messenger RNA, 908 nt
Organism: Prorocentrum cordatum
Lineage: Eukaryota; Dinophyceae; Prorocentrales; Prorocentraceae
Source: the annotation of a GenBank genome assembly